Messenger RNA from Schistosoma haematobium, 13112 nucleotides. Its product is annotated as Multidrug resistance protein 1. Bases 1970 to 2782 code for a protein of 270 amino acids. The record is from RefSeq and is a predicted model, not a curated record. NCBI's taxonomy places the organism in Eukaryota, Metazoa, Platyhelminthes, Trematoda, Strigeidida, Schistosomatidae. The transcript has 14 exons. Gene Ontology annotation, cellular component: membrane. Gene Ontology annotation, molecular function: ABC-type transporter activity; ATP binding; ATP hydrolysis activity. Gene Ontology annotation, biological process: transmembrane transport.
CGAAUAUGUUGUGUAAUAUCAAAGCUUGUUUAAUUGCGCAGUUUGAAGCAGAUCAUCUACACCUAUUCGAUCGAUACUAUUGAAUAUCGUGCUCAAGGGAGAAGUAUUUUGCUAACGGCGACUAAAUUAUUAACUACAAAGUUCACAUGUAUCAAAAAAGUAAACCAUGGGCACUGUUCAGAAAUACAGAUAAAAGCGAGUAUUGCGCAUUAUUCAUGGCAGUUAUUUUCGCUACAAUAGUUGGAGCCUUACUACCCGUUCAUUCUCUUAUACUGAGGGGUGUAGUCAAUGACUUCACCGAGGAAAUUUUUCUCAAAGAAAGCAUCUAUGUAUAUUCUAAAUGCAUUCGGUCAAGAUUUCUUGAUCAAUUUGUUCACAAUCAGGCAAAUUAACCGAAUUCGUUCGCUGUAUUUCAGAGUAAUGUACAUUUUCCAGUCUUUUCAAAUUAUAAAUAUUUCGGAAUAAUUUUCUCACCGAACUUUAUUGUUCAUGUCAGCUGAUAUCAACUAAAUACUUAGUAUCUAGGUUGACGUUUACUUUGAAAUCAACGAAUGGUUAUUUUUUCAAGCGAAUUCAUAAGGGUUUUUAUCUCAGAGAUUUCUAUGUGCUAGUAUAUAAUUGAAAACUCUACCGUUAGUCAAGUUGUAACUUUGUUUAAAAUCCAUCUACUAGCUUCAACCGUUGUCAAGUUCACUCAAUACAUUUGAGAAUGGAAUAAACUGCUGAGAGCAAAUAUCGAGAUAUAUAAUUGGUUUGUGUAACCACAUGUCUGUCUUAAUUCACCUACAUAGUUUACUUGGAAAGAAAGAAAGUUCUACUUACAAUGAAUGAAAGUGAAUGCUUAAUAAAUGAACAUGGUCUAUUAUCGUAAAAAUAUUUCACAACACGUUUGUUUUUGUAACAGAUAUUUAAUCUAUCUUGUUAUUUACAUCAGUGCUAGCAGUAAGUCGACUAUGUUUUUUAUUUACGUUUUCUGGAGCAUUAUGUUACAGGAAUCAUUGUUUAUAUAAAACAUGUUAGUAUUAGAUGACGUAUUAAUAAGCAAGAAUGAUAGUCUGGAUGAAAACCAACUAAAAUAGUGUCUCGCAUUCCAAAUGCAACUCAAAAUGAAUUCAUUUUACAUGCUAAUGUCUAUGAGAUCUAAGAGAGUAUGUUUAUUUAACUGCUUCUUGAAAGUUGGUUUUAUUUUUUAAACUACACUGAAUGAGCAACUGUAAUAACAACAAAUGUUUUCUAGCGCAUUCGAAUACAGAGUUGGUAUUGUACAAGGAAUAACUAAGUAAUACUACAUAUAGUUCUGAAAUUCAUAAUCGUUUAGACAAAAUUUAGUGUUCAGUAAAUUGACUGUCAAGAGGACAGAGUGCUGAAACUUUUAUUGUAGCCAAGUUAAGGUCAUAGAAAAUCUUGCGACGUGGUGAUCUAGUGUUUUUGUUAACGAAUCUCUCCCAAUUCUCAUUCGGUAGUUACGGUUGAAUAAUGAGAAGCUUACUGUUAAUUGAAAUGUAUUUUGAACACAUUUUAUCUUAUUGCUUAGUCUUAUGUCAGGUGUUUGGUUUGAAAAUAUCAGUAAGAAAACUAGGCUUAUUCAAACCAGUUAAUAUAACCUCAAGCUCUUUGAACGAUUCACGAUGACAUUGUAGAGGCGUACAGAAAAACUAGUGAUUUAGCAAAUAAUAGCAAACUUUUCUGAACAAGCUUUAACGUCGGAACUCAAACUAGGUGAGUUCUGCUUUGUUUGGAAAUAAAAAUUUGUGCUUUAAAUAAAUGAGGCAUAAAAUUUUCUGGUUAUUUCUCAUAAAAGUAAAUUUUCGGUUAUUUAAUAUGCCAAUCUGUUUAGAUUUAAUGAAAAACAUUGCCAACUGUUAUUUUUCAGAGCAUUUUACGCCAGGACGUUGCAUGGUUUGAUGAACAGUCAUCUGGAUCACUCAUCAGCAAACUAUCUCAUAACAUUGACAACAUUCAACUAGGGAUGGGUUCAACAUUGACCGAUUUCAUUAAAAACUUGUCUGGAUUCAUAGUAGGUAUUAUAAUUAACUUCGCAGUGGGGUGGAAACUUGCCUUGGUUGCUUGCGCUAUACUGCCCAUCAUCGGUGCAGUUUUUGGGUGCUUUGGGUUUCUGAUGAAAUACUUCACCCGUAAGGAAAUAGUUGCAUACGCACGCGCUGGUGCUGUUGCCGGCGAAGUCCUAGAAGCUAUACGCACCGUUGUUGCGUUCGGUGGAGAGAAAAGGGAGUUGAAAAGAUACCGUGAGCAACUGGGAACGGCAGAAAAAGCUGGGCUGAAGAAAGUAGUGGCAUCAGGUGCAGUUAAUGGGACAAUUGGACUGACUGUGUUUUGUUCUACUGCUCUACUAUUUUGGUAUGGCUUUAAAUUAAUAGUAAAUGAAGAUUAUGACGCUGGAGCUAUUGUGACGAUUUUCGUGAAUGUUCUUUUAGGAAGUGUUUUUCUGGGUAACGCUCUACCAAGUUUCCAAUAUUUUAUGAACGCACAGGCGUCAGCCACUGAAAUUUACAGUAUUAUCGAGCGUGUCCCGGAAAUUGACAAAGACUGUCACGGAAGGCUGAUUCAGAACUUUUCUGGGAACGUCACAUUCAGAAAUGUUUCUUUCGCAUACCCAAGUCGACCAGAUAUUGCAGUUUUAAAGAAUUUUAGUUUAAGCAUCAAAAGUGGGCAAACCGUGGCAUUGGUUGGACCGAGCGGUUCAGGGAAAAGUACCGUUGUUCAUAUGUUGCAAAGAUUUUAUGACCCAACGAAAGGCGAGGUAUGCAGUACUUUGAAGUAGCUUCAUUUUGAUAUGUUUUUACAGGUUUCAUUAGAAGAUGUGUCUAUGCAGUAUGUGUGCUUUCUAAACAAGGGUGGUUACUUCACACUCUAACAAUGAGUUUUAUAACUGAAAUGUCCCAUAAACUUGAAACAUGAUUCAUCUCAUUAAUACAUGUAAAUAGAGGAUGAAAGACUUAUCCAAGUGAUAAGUGCGUUUCCACUAAUAAAAAUGCUUAUCCACGGUAAUGAAAUUUCAUGAAUAUAUUCCUGAAGCGAUCUAAAUACAUAUUCUGUAAUAAAUUACUCAUCGAUAGUUGAAUUAGUUGGCCAUUUUCAUUGAACAACACACAUGUUUUCAGUUAGAUCGUCAUUAGGAUUUGCUGCAGUAUUUAGCAGUGCUUUUGUGUAUAUGUGAAAACCAAUAAGCCGACAAACGGAGUUUAUGAGUCAAUUAUAACAAUAAAGUAGACUACAUAGGCAAAAGUACGAAUUAAUGAUUAGCUGAUGGGUAUAUUAGUAAUAAUAAGAAUAGUGAUUUCGAUAGAAGUAUGAAUCAGCGUUUCAAUACUGGUUGUAGGUCAAAACGUAAAAGAAUAAGUUUUAAGAUUAAAGUCAACAAAACUAAAUAAUAAUAAUUGUUUAACUAAUCAGAUACUUGAAAAUAUAUGCGAAAGGGAGUAAAGAAAAACAAACAGAUAAUGGAUGUUAAAAGUUACAAAAUCGUUUGUGAAGUUCUAUUUGAUCAAGGAAGAGACAAACUUGACGUCUAGAGUUCUAGAUACUAGAGCUAUUUUUAAUUUCAACAACUGGAAGUUUUGCAAAUAUUAUUUUCUUUGUAAUUUCUUCCAUACACUGCUCCGACUACUGUGAAACCACUCUUUUGAAUCCGGGCAAAAUUUCUGACAAGAUUAUUUUAUUUUGUUUCGUUAUUUAAUUACCGUUAAUCUAAACAUGUUGUAUUAUAUUUGAUGUUUUAGGUAUUAAUCGAGGAUGAGGACAUCAAGAAUCUGGACCUGAAAGCUUAUCGUAAUCAGAUAGGCUGUGUACAGCAAGAACCGGUACUUUUCGAAGGAACUAUCAGUGAUAACAUAAGGUUAGGGAAGCUGGAUGCAACUCAAGAUGAGAUAGAAGAAGCUGCAAAGCUUGCCAACGCUCACGGUUUCAUUCAACAACUCCCAGAUGUAAGCCAUCUCAACAAUGUUGAAAUUUAGGCCAUUUACCAGAAGUAAUAUUAUCUACUCAACUAAAAUUUGAACUGUUAUCAUUUUAUGAAUUCAGGGAUACGACACUUUUGUGGGUGAAAGAGGUGGCGGAAUGUCAGGUGGUCAGAAGCAACGUAUAGCAAUCGCUCGAGCUCUUAUUAGAAAGCCGAAGUUGCUGCUGUUGGAUGAAGCAACGUCCUCACUUGACGCAAAAUCAGAACGUCUUGUCCAAAUGGCUUUGGAUAGAGCGAUUGAGGGGAGGACUGUGGUAGUUGUUGCUCAUCGUCUUACAACAGUUCGUAAUGCGAAUUUGAUAGUCGUGCUUGAUAAGGGAGUGGUUCGCGAAUCUGGGACACACGCUGAACUUGUAGCUGAAAACGGUCUUUAUGCUGCGAUGCUUAGUAAUCAGGUACGUUCAAAUUUCCCCAGACUAGUGUUGCUCAAAGCGUUUUGGCGUGUGCUUGAAUUAUUUUACGAUAGAUUAUCAUGAUAAACUGGUGGAUACCAAUAACGAAACGUCUUAUAUGUUUGUCUAAGAAGUGGCACUUUUUUAAAAUUUUACUUUAAAAAUUUCACUUUAUUGUUUGCAUUUUAAACUAAUAUGGCUAAAUUAUACUUGGAAUAGAGUGGUAUCUGUAAGCUGAUAUGUUUUUUUUGUAGGCGCAAAGUUUGUGUUGCACAGAAAGAUAAUCAACUAUUAAAUUAACUAAAACUACUAUGCAUUAGUUUUGAAUUGAAACACAACAGUAUCGUUUGCAAAACUUUGAUCUGGUUUAUAUUAGUGCCAUUAUUGUUACUCCGCAACUGUCAAUCUGCAACUGAAAGAAGUUUGAAGUAAAUACGUUCUUUAAAAUUGUGGUUAAGAAAUACCACCUUUGUUAAUAUUUACGAAGAGAGUAAUUACUUGUUGUGGGUUGUGUAAGUUGACCAUACUGAAUUAAGAGUUUACCAUAGGACUAGAUUAUUGUAUUUGACACUUUCACAAAUAAUUAAACAUCAAAUAUAUUUCAUUCAGAGAAUAUUGGAGAGUGCUGAGAACGAUGACAAUGAAUUAUUGGAUGAAGGAUCUCGAAAUAAAUAUAUCGUCAGUGGAAAAGACUUGUUGACGAAAUUAAACGAUAUUUGUAAAAUGGAUAAUGGUGAGGAUGUAAGUAACUUUGUUUUAAAAAUUAAUUUUAAUAUGCUUGUUCUGCCAUAAAAUGUUUCUCAGGAUUCACAUAUAAUUCAAACCGAUUUCUCGUUUUCAUUGAAAUUACAUUGAAACAUCAUUAGCGAAUAUACUUUAAGAUUGAUUUUCUCACAAAUUGCUUGAACUUAUGUAUAGUUUAAAGAUUCCGCUUACUAAACAGGAAGUGAUAGAUUGUUACAAAGUGUAGUUGUAAAUUCAAAUAUUCUUAUGAAAUAUGGGAUACUGUUUGUUUCUCCUCGAUCUGCGGCUGUUUGACCACGUACAUCCACAAUUUGACAUAAUAUUACAAACGUGUGUGUUUAAUGAUUGUGUAAUUUUUGUCAGUCUUUGGUGAAAAUGAUGUCAACCUAAUAUUUUCAAACACUGUAGUAAAACAUUGAGCAAACCUCUGAAUAACAGUGGUCUGUGGAAUAAUAGUUAUAAGUAAUCAAAAAUAACACAGUGUUCUUGAAUAACACGUUCAAAUGAUUUCACAUGUGCGUGUCAUUUAUUUCAUUUAUUUGUGUAGAGUGUAUCUGAAACCACUGGAAAUGUUCCAUACGGGAAUUUUUCCCUUAUUUCAACAAUUUCGAUUCUACGUAAUCAAAGAAAAAAUAUCAAGCUUUCUCCGACAUUAAGGGUUUUAAAACUUAAUAGACCUGAACUACAUCUGAUAGUUUUAGGAUGUAUUUGUUGUGUGAUUAGUGGGACCACUCAACCAGCUUUUGCGAUUCUGUAUACUGAAAUGUAUAGUGUAAGUACGCUUAUAAUUCACCGUUUGAUUAUUAUUUGUUCUGGUAAAACCAAAUGAUUAAUAAAUUUUUAUUCCAGCUCUAACUCAUUUCGGUUGUUAUUAGUUGUAAUGAUGGAAUAUGUGAUUGAUAUUUCAUAAAAGUGACAUCAUAAACCGUUUAUCUCAUAAUAAUCUAAUUUUAUAUACAUACGCAUUUCUGGCUUAAGGGACUGAUUAGGUUGUAGAAAUGGAUGAAUCUGAUGUUGUAUGAAUUAGUCAAUGAACAUAAUUGUUGAAUGAGAUUAAAUGUUCAAUGAGCUUUAUUUGAUAUUGUUUGUUUCAUACUGUGACGUCGCAUAUAUGUGUGCAUUCUCGACACAAUAAUUAGUCAAAAAAAAAUACCAGAAAGUUCAAAUUUGUUAUUCGUAUUUAAAGGUUGACGCAAACGAAUAAAUUAAAAAUGCCAUGGAAACUGGAAGUGGAUUGCUCAAAAUGGCGAAAUAAAUUUUAAAAGAUUUUAACUAUGUUUAUACCGACAAAUGCCGGUAAAGACACGUUUCCAGUUAGUAUUUGUUUGAGAAGAGAAGGGUCUUCAACACUAAUGUCAAGAGUGAAAACGUCUUUAUUGCAAGCUGAUAAUAACAAACUAAUUAUUCUUUCUGUUGAUAAGCAUCGAGCUGGAGAGUCUUAUGAACUUAUUAUUCCAAACGGAUUUUCUUUAACAUUCCACCAGUUGUUUCCGUUUUAACGGGACAGAAAAUGCAAUUUCAACCAAUUUUCUUCCUCAUGAAUAUGCAAAUAAAAUCAUUCAGCUUUGUAGAUUUUUAACUGAAGAAUCUAAUCAGGACGAUUUCUAGGAGAAUCGGUAAGUACUUAUUGAAAAAGGAUUAUAAUUUGGUUGCAUGAAAUGCAAUUAACGAAAUCGGUAGUAGGUGACACAUUAUUAUAGAAACAAAUGCAGUGAUUAAUAAAAUAAUAUUUGGAUCUAAAUUCUUCGUUAAAUCUUUCGAAAAUAUGACUCGACCUAAAGAAAUCAACAGAAAUCUCGUAUUGAAUUGUCAUAAAAUAUACGUUUUCGGAUAAAUGUGAUGUUCCUCGACUGUAGUAACUCAUUAAGACAUAAGAGUAACGCAUCUGGAUAUAACUGCUUACUGGGCGUAGAUGAAGGUGAUCUAAUGUAAACCUUAUGUAACAAGAAGCGGACAAUAUUCAUGGAAUGGAAGCACAGUUGCAGUACAAGUCAUUUUCAGAGUAAUUAAUAGUUGCGAUUAAUCUAGCAAAUACAAAUUUACCAAGAAAAAUGUACACUUUUUGCCAUACACAUAUAAUAUUGCUUUUCUGGAGAAUUGUCUACUAGUUGCAUUGUGUAACAGUAACACUUGUGAAAUUACCCAUUUUAGAUUUUUCCUUUGCGAUCUAAUCCAGAUCUGCUGUUUAGUCGACUCACUGUUGUAUGUGGGAUGAUGGUGGUGAUUGGAAUUCUACGUUUUGUAGCUAAUGUCAGUCAGAGUUUACUUUUUGGAAAAUCAGGCGGUAUAUUAGUUAGUCGCCUACGAUCAAAAGUUUUUGAGAGCAUGCUAAAUCAAGAAAUAGGAUGGUUUGAUAAACCGGAGAACCAAGCAGGAGCAUUAACUGCAAAACUGGCCAAUGAUGCUAUGAAAGUGACAAUGAUUUCAGGUUCACAAUUGGGUUUCAUCAUAGAAGCUGUAGCAUUGAUAGCUAUGUCUUUUGUGGUUUCGUUUAUCUACAGUUGGCAACUGACUCUCCUAAUAUUAGCCUUCUAUCCAUUUAUUGUCAUUGGAGGAUUUUUCCAGAUGCGAACACUUUCAGGAAGUAGUAAUAUUCGGAAUGCUAAUGAAGCAAUGAGAAUCGCUCAAGAGGUGACUGGCUCAAGCUACACAGUUACUGCAUUUACAUUAGAAGAUUACUUCUUUAAACGUUUUGAAUCUCAUGCAGUUGAAAAUCUGAAAAAUAACUUGAAAACGAUAUUUUUAAAUGCCAUUAUGUACGCUAUUGCAGAAAGUGUAUUAUUGUUCGCAGUAGCUGCUGCGUAUUCACUCGGUGCACACUUGGUUUCAACAAAAGCAAUAACGGUUUUAGCAGUGUUCAGGUAAAUUGUUUCAUCUUCAAUUCAGAUCAGUUACCUUUAUGGAUAUUAGAGUAUUGAAUGUAAUUAUUUCAUGUUUUGUUGAUUUUUACACUAUAAUUCAGCAGUGCACGAAGGAAGCCCAAAGUAUCCCACUAUUCAGUUAUCAAAUCAAUUAUCUUGUCAUUGUGAGUUUCAGCGAAAUCACGAAAGUAUGCUAUUCAUUCAACUGAAUGAAUGAAAAAUGAGACUUGAGAUAUGAGUUAUCCUAAUGCAUAACACUUGAUGAAUAUUGGUCCUUAUUCUAGUUUCUGAGACUACUUGCUCACUAAUUCACUGAAAUUUGUAUACAUGCUUAAAUACCAACUCUAACUCCAAACGUUGGUCCGCUUUUUUUUAGCCAAGUAUUCACUUUGCGAAAAGGAGUUAGAAGAUUAUGGGUUAUUCCUUUAAUAUCUGUGUACUUCAUGAUUCACAUUCAUUUAAAAUAAAGAAAAAUAACUGAGUAAGAGGCAUGAACUCCUUAACUUCAGUUUGUUGGUUGUUAAUCUACUUCGCUAAUGGUAUCCUGAAGCCAGGAAUAAGUUAACGCCCAAUUGAAAGGCAUUACAACAGAUUUAUUUAGGUUCAUUGCAGACUCAUUUUUAAAAGAGACCAAGUUCUCUCAAUUGUCUACGUGUACCAGAAUCCUCAUACUUAAGUCUGCGAUAUUAUUUUAUUACCUCAAAAUGUUUGAGAUCUGGUAGACUAGACCAGAGUACUAAUCCACUUAAAUUAUUAGACGUAUUAGAAACUUCAUCGACAAGGUAUUACAACUUCUACGAAUCACUCAACAGCGUUUAAGCUACUACUCAGCUAAAGAUUCGUUUAAUUAAUUUUCAAGCAACGAAAGUGACCCCAUUAUACCACUGAAGAGACGAAGAAAAUUCGUCUGAAAAUAUUUCUUUCCGACUAUACUAUUUACCGAAUUAUAUUUGUGGUUAUUUGCUGAUAAUCAAAAGAAAAAGAUCAGAUCACAACGUAUUUUUAAGUUUUCAGUAUGUCAGAAAGGUUGCAAAGUAAUGCAAAUGUUAAAGGAACAUCAUAAAUCACUAGUGAAUAGAAGUAGUUUUAAUGGAUAAGGGAAAUCCCACAUUUGAACACUUGUCCUUCUAAUGAAUCUUUGUUGUUCUGAUAUUUUCGAUUUGCAAGCUUCUAAACAUUGUUUGUAGUCUGUUGAUCUCAUUCUGAUUUGUUUGACGAUGGUAAUAAGAAGCCAAACACGGUUUGCGUUGAAAGAAUUCAUUUCAAGCAUUCGUUUAUCCAGGCGGACAUUCAGAUUAGAAAGCGGGAAAUUGAAGCAAAGCGGAGCGGAGAUACCGAGUGGGCCAACUUAUUUUAAUAAAGCGUGACUCGAUAUUUGUAGUCAGACAAAAAGUUACAGACACAUAAUGAAUAGGGUGAGCAAUUAACACAUAUGCGCUCGUAUGACAAUAGUCAAGAUUGAUAAGCGAAUAAUUAACAAUGUCCAAAUAUGACUUCAAAAGAGUGGAUAAGUCAGUCUGUAGCUAGAAUAACCCAUAUGGUUUUUACAUAGAACCAAACACCACACACUAUGAAAUAUCAUGCAUGUGAAUUGUGACAUUUUAAAGCCAGAACCAAAUAUGAUCAGGAAUUUUUUAGGUUUCUACAGUGUUUUUCUGUUAUGAAAUCAAAAUGAAUACUUUAUCGAAUAGUUACUCUUUAAAAAAAUGUUAGAAACAAAAUCUUUUGGAUGCAUCUUUUGUGAAAAAAUUAAAAUGAGUUAUAAUUACUAAAAUAGUCUACUAUGAAAUGAUAAACUGUUUAAUACAUAUGAUAAGAUUUAUAAACAAUAUGCUAAUAUUAUAUUGGACGGAUAUUAACAGGCCUAAAUUUCACAUGUGUGUGUAAAUCAAAGAACCGUCACUGGUAAUGAUUCUGAGUAAAUAUAUAGAAGAGUAUAUCAGAGGUUGCUUUUAGUUUGAAUGCUAAAAGCUCCAAUUAAGAGGUUUAAUCAUAAUAAUUUUCAUCAUGAUGUUUAAUUAUUGACCAGUACACUACCUACUGCGAUAAUAUCACUAGCAUUCAUGUAGUAUGUGUGGUUUACAGAAAACUACACUGAACUAAAUCUAAACAUCAAGUUGGAUAACCAAAUAUACAUAGCUUCAUUUAAAGAUAUUUUUGGAAAAUGUGACAUGAAUUUUAUUAACCUUAAGGUAACUUUUCAUUUCUCCAGGUUUAGAAUACCAUAGAAAAACGUUGAAAUUAUACUACGAUACAAGGAUGAAGUAUAAAUAGCAUCACUAAACAAUCAUUAGGGUGGUAUACAAAAAAAACUAACUGAAAUGUUUUGUAUUUUAUUUAUGAUCGCACACAAUUCCUGUUCUACUGCCUUACCACCCAAAAUCCUGGGUAGUGUUUUAAAAAUGUAUAUUUUAAUACCGUAAUCGGAUUAGAAUAUUCCAAUCACUUGGCAAUUACCUAAUUAUGGUAAAUAUCAGUGAAAAUGUGUCAUAGUUUUCAGACGUUUUCCUUGUUAAAUUCCAUAAAUAUUUUAUCAAGCAUUUGUCUCAGAAACUCGAUGCAAUCACUUUGAUUAUAUUAUAUUAUGACAUUUCAAUUAAAAGGGUUUUCGUAACUAUCCAUUUGAGUGCUCAAUCUCUUGGCCGUACAGCUACACUAGUUUUGGGUACUAAAGCAGCAGGUUCAGCUGCGAAAUGUAUUCUUGAAAUUCUAGACAGGAAACCUCUUAUUUCAACUAAUAUAGGGAGUGUACCACGUGAAAAAUUCAAAGGGAAAAUUUCGUUCAAGAACGUUGAUUUCAAAUAUUUUUCUCAAACUGAGAGACGGGUUCUUAAGAACUUUACACACACUAUUGAGCCUGGUCAAACAGUCGCAUUAGUUGGUCCUUCUGGGUGUGGAAAAUCAACACUACUUCAGUUAGUAUUGAGAUUCUACGAUCCAUCAUAUCACGGUCCCGAUAGUGGUGUGUUUUUCGAUGAUAUAAAUAUUAGGGAUAUUGCACCUAGUUGGGUUAGAAAACAGAUUGGUCUUGUUUCACAAGAACCCACUUUAUUCGAUCUCACGAUAAGAGAGAAUAUUGCGUAUGGAGACAAUAGUCGAGAAGUGACGAUGGAAGAGAUUAUUGAGGCAGCACGUGCAGCUAACAUCCAUGAUUUCAUUACAACACUUCCAGAACAAUAUGAAACCAAAGUUGGACAACGUGGAUCAAAGUUAUCUGGAGGACAGAAACAGAGGAUAGCCAUUGCACGAGCUUUAGUUCGUAAACCUGCUCUACUUCUGUUGGACGAAGCUACUUCAGCUUUGGACAAUGAGAGUGAGCGGAUAGUUCAAGAAGCCCUUGAUGCUGCUAUGGGGUCGAGAACAUCAUUAGUUGUUGCUCAUCGCUUGUCCACAGUCGUCAAUGCUGAUUUGGUAGUAGUUUUACGGGAUGAACGAAAGAUAGAGUCAGGACCUCCAGCAGCACUGCUCGCUAAGAAAGGAGCUUUCUAUGCUUUGCACCACAUGGAGAAUUAAAUCAUCUCAUCAAACUCAUUCAUCAUUACACAUCAUUUUGGUGUUGUUGAUUUUGAUAUAAAAUUAUUUCAAAUAAUUUAUUUCUUUUAAAACUGAUGCUUGGUAGGGAAUGGGGUAAAUUAAGUUUCGUGUGUUAGAUUAUUUUUAUAUAUUUCUUAAUUUUAAGCCGAAACUGCUGUUUACAUUAUGAUUUUAAUAAAAUCAAGAUUUUAGCAGUUUUUCCAAUCCUUUUGAGUACGUUUUGAAUUUUUAUAAUUUGAAUCACAGACCUUUCAUUGUCAGAUCAUUAUUUGAAAAUCCGGAAGAACUGGAUGGCCGUUUUGUCCUAAUAUGGGACUCUUCAUUAGUGCUCAUUAACAAUUCGGUCUCCGAGAUCUAAGUUCUGUUUACUAUUUAUAUUUGCAUAUACUUAUAAUAGACAAAUAUUAGAACGGCAUGGCUGUUCAAUACUUCCAGGUUUUCAACAAUUGUCUAAUAAAGGACAUUUUGCAAUUUAAACUCAUAUAUUUUUAAUUAUCAGGAGCAAUUUUAUGACAAAAAAUAAACAUUUAUCAGUUUAGUCUUAACACAGUAUAUCAAACUGUACAGGUGCUUUUGAAUAUACAAGUUGUGUACCAUGCAUUCUCUACAACCCUUACUUCAUAGUUAAUGUUAAACAUACCAAUGACAAAUAGAUUAUAGCUAUUAGAUAUUUAUAGAAUCUCUGGAGUUGAAGUUAAGUGCUUGUAACGUUUUGCUGGUCAGUGGGACCAAAGCCUCAGUGAGAUUAUCAAAACUAUCUGAAAUAAAUAAGGUCAGAAAUAAGUCUGAACUACACAUCUGUUGGGACACGCUCACUGUCGACUUCUGUUCAGGUUAUGAAUAGGAGGAAUUCAUUGUGAAUUAUUUUCAAAUAUUGAUGCAUAGUGUUUUUUGUCGGUGUUUGUAUGCUACACCUGUGAAAUUUCACUGAACAUUUGACGUCUUAGCUUAUAGUCAGGAUAGUACUCGACUUUCUUGUCAUAAUGAAACUACGCUUCCGACUUUGGUAAUUAUGUUGUGGUGUCUCAUUGUUUUUUACAGAUGGCAAAGAGAAGGUAAUAGCUUUGAUAACAUUCACAACAUAGGGACAUAAAUAAAAUCAGAAGUGUAAGCGGAAAUGUUUGCGACCCAAAUGUUUUUUCUAAGUAAAGUAUACCUUGCUUACCAACCAUAAACUUUUACAUCCUAACUUUAUUUUUAUGAUGGGUAAGUUAAUUUACAUCACAAAUCGUCUCUAAAGAUGGCCUGUUUUUGAAUUGUAUCUUAAAUGUCCAACGUAAAUGUAAGUUUUCCCAUGUAGGUGUUUUAUUGCUUUUAAAAACGUGAACCGACUUGUCUUACCUCAACAGAAUUACAAGAUGUAAUGAAAUCCAUAGGGUACAGCUACUGUUAUGGGGUAAAUUGAAUGAGUAUAUCGUAAAACUAGUGUGCUGAUGAAAUAAUUAUUUUAAAGCCUCAAACAAACAGAGAAAGCUGAACAGAAUUUUUAGUCAAUUUCUACUAACACACAAUCUCAUUUAUGUUGACUUACUACAAUUGUUUAUCAGCAACAAAUACCGACGCCCAAAAGUAUAAAUACUUACUCAUAAACAACUGUUUUCC